AUGGUGCUUCGGUGUGACACGUUGCAUGCCGCAGUCGCCCUGACCCUCGAUUUGUCCUUUGGUCCCCCGGUCUCUUUCUGGCAGGGACCCGUUUACGCUGAUCUCCGGUGGAACUCCCCGAGCAACGACGGCUGCUGCGUCAAGAUGUGCAACGGCCACGCGGAGGUCGGCUACCGGUGCCCCACCAAGAGCAACGGCCUCCCGAGCGCUGCCUUCAACAAAGUCGUGAUUGGCUGCAACAGCGUCCAGCUCGUCUGCUAA
This is a messenger RNA of Klebsormidium nitens, 261 nucleotides long. The record is from the annotation of a GenBank genome assembly. NCBI's taxonomy places the organism in Eukaryota, Viridiplantae, Streptophyta, Klebsormidiophyceae, Klebsormidiales, Klebsormidiaceae.